CUAUCGGUCCCUUUUGCUGUCCAUCUUUCCAUUUUUCUGCUCAGGCACUUUUCACCGCGCCCUUCUACCGUCAUCAUGUUCCGUUCCGCUGUCGUCCGUUCAUUGAGGGCCUCUGUGCCUCGUGCCGUCAAGCCUCAGGCUGCUCUCCAAAUCCGUAGCUCUCCCGUUGCUCGUCCAGCUCAAUUGGCUCCUCGCUUUGCCUUGCCGGCUGUCCGCUUCUAUUCCGCCCCUGCCGGUCUUAAGAAGGAAGAGGUUGAGGGCCGGAUAGUCAACCUCUUGAAGAACUUUGACAAGGUUAAUGAUGCUAGCAAGAUUAACGGCUCCUCCCACUUCUCGAACGACCUCGGACUUGACAGUCUCGACACCGUUGAGGUUGUGAUGGCCAUCGAGGAGGAGUUCAGCAUUGAGAUCCCCGACAAGGAGGCUGACGCCAUCCACAGCGUUGACAAGGCUGUUGAGUACAUCCUUGCUCAGCCCGAUGCUCACUAAAUCAUAUAAUACGAGGAUUCGGGCUUGUAAAGGGAUUAGAUAGAAAACAGCGGGGAUAUCUAGCGUUCAUCUAUGCAGGACUCUAUAGACUUGGGGUAUCUGAGUAGUGUGGCGCUAAUUGUAUGCUGAUACAUGCCGGUGCUUUCUCUUUCCUAUAUCGUGUAUAUCACUUUCAAUGCAGUUUUGAUUGAUUUGAGUUC
This is a messenger RNA of Aspergillus nidulans FGSC A4, 689 nucleotides long. RefSeq names its product acyl carrier protein (gene acpA). The transcript is spliced from 7 exons. The coding region runs from base 76 to 489 and encodes 137 amino acids. The record is from RefSeq and is a predicted model, not a curated record. Gene Ontology annotation, biological process: fatty acid biosynthetic process. NCBI's taxonomy places the organism in Eukaryota, Fungi, Ascomycota, Eurotiomycetes, Eurotiales, Aspergillaceae. Gene Ontology annotation, cellular component: mitochondrial [2Fe-2S] assembly complex; mitochondrion.